This is a messenger RNA of Hibiscus syriacus, 567 nucleotides long. RefSeq lists its product as uncharacterized. Bases 1 to 567 code for a protein of 188 amino acids. Gene Ontology annotation, molecular function: protein binding. Lineage: Eukaryota; Viridiplantae; Streptophyta; Magnoliopsida; Malvales; Malvaceae. The record is from RefSeq and is a predicted model, not a curated record. The transcript has a single exon.
AUGGGAAUGGACUGGUUUUCUUGGCUGUCAAAAACAGGCCUUCACUCGUCCCUCGUUGAUGAGUACGCCAUUUCCUUCUCCCACAACGAGCUUGAAGAAGAAGACAUAGUUUUCUUCAACCACGAGUUUUUACAAAGCAUGGGCAUAUCAAUAGCUAAACGCAGGUUGGAAAUCCUCAAGUUUGCUAUAAAAAACAAAGCACUCAUCAAUCGUUCAAGACCAAUGUCGAGGCUUGUGUUGGCAGUCAAGACAACGAAAAGGAUUAGGUCAGGAAUUGGAUCGUAUGGUAAUAAAUGGAAAGAUGUUGCAAAUGCAAUGUUUAAGAGAAAGAAGACGAUGAUGACGGGUGGCGCACAAGGGCGGCUGAUUAUCACAAAUGGGGCUCAUCCCCUAGUGGUUCCACCAGAGCCUGGGGGUAGGCUUGAGAGACCUUUAAGUCCGGUGGAUUUUGAGCAUCAAAAGGAGGAGGAGACGAAAAUGGUAUGGGAUGGUGAAGAUGGACGUUGGUUAAAUGGUGAUGAAGAGAUCAGGUGGGAUGCAAUGUUUCAGGAUUUGAAGCCAACUUGA